AUGGCGCCCAAACAGAAAGAGCCGUGCUACGUGCUCGGCGUGGGCAUGACCAAGUUCAUCAAGCCUCGCGGCAAGGUCGACUACACCGAGCUCGGCUACGAGGCCGGCAUCAAAGCCAUGCUGGACGCCCAGAUCUCAUAUGACGACGUCGAGCAGGGCAUCGCGUGUUACUGCUACGGCGACUCUACCUGCGGCCAGCGCGUCUUCUACCAGUUCGGCAUGACCCAGAUCCCCAUCUACAACGUCAACAACAACUGCUCCACGGGGUCCACGGGUCUGGCCAUGGGCCGCAACAUGAUUUCGUCCGGCGCCGCCGACUGCGUGCUGGUCGUCGGCUUCGAGAAGAUGAUGCCCGGCAGCCUGCAGAGCUUCUUCAACGACCGAGAAUCGCCUCUCGGGACAACCUACGCCAUGAUGGCAACAACGAGGGGUCUUUCUAAGGCGCCCGGGGCUGCGCAAAUGUUUGGCAAUGCCGGGCGCGAGUACAUGGAGAAAUACGGCGCAACCCCCUCCGACUUCGGCGAGAUCGCGCGCAUCAACCACGCGCACAGCGUCAACAACCCCUACUCGCAAUUCCAAGACGUCUACACGCUGGAGCAGAUCAUGUCGUCCCCCGCCAUCCACUCCCCGCUCACCAAACUCCAAUGCUGCCCGACCUCGGACGGGGGCGCCGCCGCCGUGCUCGUCUCGCAGUCCUUCCUCGACGCGCGCCCCCACCUACGCGACCAGGCGGUGCUAAUCGCCGGCCAGUGCAUGGCGACGGACGCGCCAUCGCUCUUUUCGCAGAGCGCGAUUGAUUUGGUGGGGCGCGAGAUGACGGAGCGGGCGGCGCGCGUGGCGAUGGCGGAGGCGGGCGUGGGGCCGGGGGAUUUUGCGGUGUGCGAGUUGCAUGACUGCUUUAGUGCGAAUGAGAUGUGUUUGUUGGAUGCGUUGGGUCUGGCGGAGCCCGGGCGGGCGCAUGAGCUUGUGCGUGCCGGGGGGAUUACGUACGGCGGGAAGGUGGUGGUCAAUCCGAGUGGGGGGUUGAUUUCCAAGGGCCAUCCGCUUGGUGCGACGGGGAUCGCGCAGUGUGCGGAGCUGGUGUGGCAUCUGAGGGGUUGGGCUAACAAUAGGGCGGUGCCGCAUACCAAGCAUGCGUUGCAGCAUAACUUGGGGCUGGGCGGUGCGGCCGUGGUGACGGUUUAUAGGCGGGCUGAUGGGCAGGAGGCUAAGGUUGUGGACUCGGCGGUUGUUGGGAAGGUGAACAAGCAGGGGUAUAAUCCGGCCGUGGAGGCGCGCGGGUUCACGGCCGAGCAGGCACAGAGGGUGAGGAGUAAGGAUAAGACGCAUGAGUUUGCUAUGACGGCGACGCUGCCUAUGAUGAAGGCGGCGCAGGCGAAGGUGUAG
Messenger RNA from Chaetomium globosum CBS 148.51, 1386 nucleotides. RefSeq lists its product as uncharacterized. The record is from RefSeq and is a predicted model, not a curated record. The coding region runs from base 1 to 1386 and encodes 461 amino acids. The transcript is spliced from 2 exons. NCBI's taxonomy places the organism in Eukaryota, Fungi, Ascomycota, Sordariomycetes, Sordariales, Chaetomiaceae. Gene Ontology annotation, molecular function: acyltransferase activity, transferring groups other than amino-acyl groups.